Messenger RNA from Varroa destructor (honeybee mite), 2247 nucleotides. RefSeq names its product protein D2-like. NCBI's taxonomy places the organism in Eukaryota, Metazoa, Arthropoda, Arachnida, Mesostigmata, Varroidae. The record is from RefSeq and is a predicted model, not a curated record.
GAAAAGACGCGUUUGAUUUAUUUUAUAUGCAGAUAUUUGUCCUCAGUGCCCACCAGCAUACGUACUAGCAUUGUGGAAAUGUUUAUAGUAGCAUACGUAGUGCCAACACAUACCCGAACAGGGUCAGACAAAGCCUUGGCAUAAUUCAAACCGCUAGUUGAAAACUAACUCCCUUCAUAUGUACAUAAAUUCUGUGUACUCCAUGUCGUUGGCGGGACUCCAAGCAGCAGCGGCUUCCCCAACCCGUAGUCUCCAGCCAGAAACCGCCAAUUGUAUUUAACACAGUUCCCUGAGCGAGAUCGGCAUCAAAAUGGCGUCCUCGUUGUACUUCUUUAUCAGCUAUGCCAGCUCUGCUGGCCAGCAUAUCUUCUGCUAAAGCAGCAAAGCAACUAAAUGCUUGCUGUGAUCCAAAUGCUUAGAGAGGAUUGCCCCUUACCUAUCCACCCCUUUCUUCUCUCGUUGCCUGAGUUUGUUCUACCUCUUCUUAAGCCGGCAACCUUACUAGCAGUCGCUCGCGGCAUAAGAGCGGCCAGUGUUACAUGAACGGAUAGAGCGGCGAAUGCUUCACACAUGUGCUACCCCUUAAACACUGCAAACGUUCACAGACUUCAUUGAGUAAUACGGCUGUCAGCUGUAUCGCUCCGACUCGGUCAUUACGGCCAGUGUGAGCGUAUAUCAGUUUGCUAGAGAGCGUUCGCAGUGAUUCUGGCUUGAAGAUCGCGAUGGAUGAACAUAAAGUAGUGCCGGAUGUUGUCGAUAGUGUCCCCGAAAACAUUGUUGAGGUGAACUACUCUGAAGGACGCGUUAAUCUUGGAAAUGUGCUUACGCCUACCCAGGUCAAGGACAUCCCCAGCGUCAACUAUACCGCCGAUAAUGACUCUCUCUACACUCUCUGUAUGACGGAUCCCGAUGCGCCUUCUCGACAGACACCCAAGUACCGCGAAUGGCACCAUUGGCUAGUGGGUAACAUUCCAGGCCAGCAGAUAAGCGAGGGUGAAACUCUUUCCGAAUAUGUGGGAGCCGGACCGCCCAAGGGAACUGGCUUGCAUCGAUACGUGUUUCUUGUGUAUAAGCAGCCCGAGGGCAGGAUCAACUUCGAUGAGAAGCGGCUAACUAAUCGCAGCGGGGAUAACCGAGGUGGAUUCCAUAUUCGAGAUUUUGCAAAGAAGUACAAACUAGGCGAACCCAUCGCCGCCAACUUUUUCCAGGCUGAAUACGACGACUAUGUCCCAAAGUUAUACGAGCAGCUCAGCGGCGAUUAAGUGGAAGUGUAUCUGCUUAAACGGCUCCCCAUUUUUGGAAACUUGCCCUCCUUAUCGUCGCUCAUUCUGUAAAGCCUAUAUAUCAAAGUUACAUCAGAGGCGAAAAUGAUGAAGAGUCAAGUUAAAGUGAUAAAAGGCAAUCACAAAAUCGGAGGAACGAAAAUUAUUGCUAUAUGCGAUAUGUCUCUAGGUACUCGAUGUGACAGUUCAGAAACGACAAAAAAACAAAAACAAAUAUGCAAUGCGAAAACAACGCCAACAACAACUGGCUUCAAAAACGUAGUUAUGCCCUAACAACUACGAACAUGAGCAGCUUUAUAUGAAACAGAAGGCAUAAGUUAAUAUUCAUUGAUCUACUAUUAUAUAUAACAUCUAGGCUAAUUUUUGAGGACCGGGCUCGAGUCCCUAUCAGUUAUUUUUCAGUUAUGGGAGAGCGAUUGUUAAUUUCCGUUUUCCUGCUCUCAAAAGAUGAAACACCAAUAAAGGGUUGUGUUGGUAAAGUGUUGGCACAUCGUGAAUGUCGACUAAGUCGUUGGCAUUUCUGAGGAAAAAGAGCGUAAACAUUUCGUAUUGUUCAUCAUGUAAAAAUGGAGAAAGAAAAAUAGGAAAGACGAAUAAUGAUUACUUCACUGGUCGGUGAUAGCCUUCGUAGGUAGAACACCGAUUAUCGGGUCUCAAGUAUCAAAUAAGCAUUCUAUAUGCAGCAAAUUUUCGAUGCACUGCAUCCUCUCAUCGUAAAUUAUGAUAAAGCACGAACGUGGAAAUGGUAGCAUACGUAAAAAGAUACGCAGAACAGGUUCUAUAUUGAAUCUAUUAAUCAUGUCGCACCUGAACAGUACCGCGUAUAUAAAUGUCUUUUUUACAAACGUAAAACUUUUUCCUUCCUAAGUAGUAUCUAUUUAUUAAUACUAUAUCAUAUAUAAUUGACGGAGCGUUUUAUCUGAAAGUCGUAUUACCGUUUUUAUUAAUAAAUGACAUCACCAGA